Molecule: messenger RNA, 5558 nt
Organism: Chelonia mydas (Green sea turtle)
Lineage: Eukaryota; Metazoa; Chordata; Testudines; Cheloniidae
Gene: LARGE2
Product: LARGE xylosyl- and glucuronyltransferase 2
Exons: 17
Coding region: 430-2682 (750 amino acids)
Biological process (GO): protein O-linked glycosylation via mannose
Molecular function (GO): xylosyltransferase activity; glucuronosyltransferase activity
Source: RefSeq, a predicted model, not a curated record
GCAAGGAGGAUGAAUCGAGCGCGGAGCGGCUGGGUCCGCAGCCGGGACGGGGCGGAGGUGAUUUAAAGGGCUGCGCGGGAGCGAGCGCGGCGGCGGCAGCCGGGCCACCUACACCGACGGCGGGGGCGCGCUGGCCUCAGGUGAUGGUGAGAUGGGACGACCCCAAACUUAGCUGGAACCAGAAGUCUCUGUGAUACUGGUGCUACCCCUGCUCUCUGCCCGCAGAAGCCAUGAACCUGUAACUGGGGAAGCUUCUCCUCAACCAAUGUGUUACCACCAGAUCUCCAGUACAGGAGCCAGCUGCUCCUAGUGUCCCUGAUAGCCCUGUCACCUCAGCAUCCUCCAAAGGCUCUAGGAUGCUGGGGCCAGCUAGGCUGAACCUGCCCACGUGAUCCUCACUGCUUCCAGCCCUCGCCCUGCCUGCCCACCAUGCUGCGCUCCUGGCGUGGAAAGCUGAAGCUGCUGCUCGCCACUGUAACACUGGUGAUCCUUCUCUCGUGGCUCUGUGUCUUUGUGGGCAGUUCAGAAUAUGGCCGUUCCCUCCUAUUAUCUCCUUGCCUUGGGGACCGGCCGAGCCAGGACCUGGAGCGAGAGGCCUUGGCAUCUCAGGUGCGCAAGGUGGAAGAGGAAAACCUGCAACUGCGCCUGCAGCUCAGCCAGUCUCGGACGCAAGCUGGGGCUGUGGAGGGGAGUGAUGGCAGCCAGCAGUGGGCAGCCUCCUUUGAGGAUGGGGACGCCCCAGGGGAUGACAGGAGCAACCGCACAGGCUGCCCCAAGCAGCAGAUGGUGCAGAAGUGUGAGCUCCUGCACGUAGCGAUUGUGUGUGCUGGUCACAAUGCGAGCCGAGACGUGGUCACUCUGGUGAAAUCCAUCCUCUUCCACAGGAAGAACCCUCUCCAUUUCCACCUCAUCACGGACUCGGUGGCUCAACAGAUCCUGCAGACUCUCUUCCAGUCCUGGAUAGUGCCCUCUGUCUACGUUAGCUUCUACAACGCAGACGAUUUGAAGGCAGAGGUGUCGUGGAUUCCCAACAAGCAUUACUCCGGGAUUUACGGGCUGAUGAAGCUGACGCUCACUAAGGCGCUGCCCUCCAACCUCUCCAAGGUCAUUGUCCUGGACACAGACAUCACCUUUGCCACCGACAUCGCUGAGCUGUGGGCUAUCUUCGGGAAGUUCUCCGACAAGCAGGUGAUUGGGCUGGUGGAGAACCAGAGUGACUGGUACCUGGGAAACCUCUGGAAGAACCAUAAGCCAUGGCCAGCGCUUGGACGUGGCUUCAACACAGGGGUGAUCCUGCUGCUGCUGGAGCGCCUGCGCCGGAUUGGCUGGGAGCAGAUGUGGCGGCUGAUGGCGGAGCAGGAGCUCAUGAGCAUGCUGUCUACCUCGCUGGCAGAUCAGGACAUCUUUAAUGCAGUGAUUAAGCAGAGCCCAGUGCUGGUGUACAAGCUCCCCUGCUUCUGGAACGUGCAGCUGUCCGACCAUACCCUCUCAGAGCAGUGUUACUCAGAGGUCUCUGAUCUUAAGGUGAUCCACUGGAACUCGCCCAAGAAGCUGCGGGUGAAGAACAAGCAUGUGGAGUUCUUCCGGAACCUCUACCUGACCUUCCUAGAGUACGAUGGGAACCUGCUGCGCAGGGAGCUCUUUGGUUGUGCCAGCCUGCCAAGCCCACCCAGAAACCAACUGCAGCAAGCCCUGGAGGACCUCGAUGAGGAUGACCCCUGCUAUGAUUUCCGCCGGCAGCACCUUAUGCUGCACCGCAUCCACCUGUUCUUCCUGCAGUAUGAGGUCCUGGCCUCACCUGACCCUGCUGAUGUCACCCUGGUGGCCCAGCUCUCCAUGGACAGGUUACAGAUGCUGGAGGCAAUCUGCAAACACUGGGCAGGCCCCAUCAGCCUGGCGCUGUACAUGUCGGACGCAGAGGCCCAGCAGUUCCUGCGCUAUGCCCAGGGCUCGGAGGUGUUGAGCAACCGCAGGAACGUCGCCUACCACAUUGUGUACAAGGAGGGGCAGUUCUACCCUGUCAACCUACUGCGCAACGUUGCGCUGACCAAUGCACAGACACCCUAUGUCUUUCUGACGGACAUCGACUUCCUGCCCAUGUAUGGGCUCUACGAUUACCUCAGGAACUCCAUCCGGCAGCUGGAGCUGCCCCAGCGGAAGGCAGCGCUCAUCGUGCCAGCGUUUGAGACUCUGCACUACCGUCUUACCUUCCCCAAGUCCAAAGCAGAGCUGCUCUCCAUGCUGGACAUGGGCUCCCUCUACACCUUCAGGUACCAUGUGUGGCCAAAGGGCCAUGCCCCAACUGACUAUGCCAAGUGGCGGACAGCCACGGUGCCGUACCGUGUGGAGUGGCAGCCGGACUUUGAGCCUUACGUUGUAGUGAGGCGUGACUGCCCCCAGUAUGACCAGAGAUUCGUGGGCUUUGGUUGGAACAAGGUGUCCCAUAUCAUGGAGCUUGAUGCCCAGGAGUACGAGCUGCUGGUCCUGCCCAAUGCCUUCAUGAUCCACAUGCCUCACGCCCCCAGCUUUGACAUCUCCAAGUUCCGCUUGAGCGCUGGCUACCGGGGCUGCCUGCAGACACUGCGGGAGGAGUUCCACCAGGACCUGUCGCGUAGGACACAAAACUACAGUCCUUGUCCCAGUCUACAAGAUGAAAUGGGAAAGAUGGGAUACACUGGAUAGCCCACAGGAGGGAAUACCAGAGAAGGAUUUAUGAAGUAUCAUCACAUCCCUUCUUGCGGAUGUUAUCAAAGGAGUAAGCCUUUAUAUGAGGGAUCUGAAUGAAAAGGGUGGAAGCUUCGAGAUAUAUAGGAGCAGGAGUUCCAGAGCUAAUUCCUUGGGCAUUUCCUGUUCUACAUCUGAUGGCCAACAGUAUGGAUCUGAGGCAACAUGCUGAAGCUGCUCAGCCAAGGUGCAUUUACAGAUUUAGCUUUCUGUUGCAGAGGCCUUAAGAGACAUCGUGUCUUCUAAAUAGAGAAGACUGCAGAGCCCACUUCUGGCUGGUGAUACAGCUUGUGAAUGGCCUUGGGUAUGGCAAUUUGCUGAUCAAGUGAGCCCAGGACUCCUUGAAAAUGCCAAGCAAGUCAGGUGCAGGGGAAAACAUUUAUCCUUUCUCUCUGGGUUGAAAAAGCCAUCUAUGCAAAUCCUCUUCUGUACAAAAAAUCCAGGAGGAAGCAGUCUUGGCAGUAAGCCUUCUGUGGCAACCUGGCAAGCCUGAACUUGCCUUGAAUCCUCAGUGUUCAAGAACCCCUUAAAGCCUGAUUGCUAGACUGUAAUUGCUAUUUCCAGCAGGACAAGGAGAGGGGAAGAAGGGACUGAGGGAGCUUUAUAGUGGAUGUGGCUAGGGAAUCCCCCUUUUGGUGGUUCAGCCUUGCUAGGGAGUAUACCUGCAGUGCAAAUUCAUUGAUGAUGUUUUGCUACAUCUGUAUUAUAAGGACACCUCCAUUUAUUCCAAGUACCUAGGCAGCCACAAGAGGAGGAUUUCACUCUGGGCCUUUGUGAAUGCUGGCCAGGCUCGGAGUACAAGGGCUGGGCCUGGAACAGUCCCUGGAAGAAGCUGAUUUGAAGUUGAGGAGGUCAGGAUUAAUCUUCAAAUCUCCAGACAGUUUGGAUAUGGAUUUGCUUUCUGAAGCCUUGUCGUACUGUCAAUAAAAUACAUCACUGACUUCCUGUCAACAACUAAACUAAUAGAUCUGCCCACAAAAUCUCCACAACCUUUUAACUCUAGGUAGGCAGAUGUAAAUUAUCAUUACCAACAGAAUCAUAUUUGCAACUACAGGUGAAUAAGAUUCUUGAGUUGCUCAUAUAACAGACCCUGUUACCCAGGAUUCUCCAGGUGCAAAGCAUUUUAUCCUACCACUGAUAAUUACCUGCCAGUGAUGCACUCACAGAACCAUUAAGUUUCCUACACUGUCCACCAAUAAACCACACCAGUACUACGUUGUGACUGUCUGUUUUGUACAGCACUGAGCACACUGCUGGCUCUAAACAAAUAAUAACUCAUCAUCAUACUAAGUAUUCUGUCAAGUAUUCUGUCUGCAUGACAUCCCACAAAUGUACCUUCCAGACAUUUUAAGACUAGAUUGCAAGGAUAAGGGAAAAGCUAUUUCUAAAAUUCACUUGUUCUUUUUCUGAGCAGUGAGAGAGGCAGCAUGACUUAGUGAACUGAGCAUUGGCCUGGGAGCCGGAAAUGCAUCGGAUACCAACUCCCUUUGUGGCCUCAUUUUAGCUCCCUGCCUCAGUUUUCCAAUCUUUAAAUGGGAAUAAGUCGUCACCUACUCCUGGCAGUGAUAUAAGGAUUAGCUAAAUGUCCAUAUGCUGCUUAGGAAAUACAAAAUACUAAGUAUUAUUAUAUGUCGCUUUCCAUAUGGCCUCAGUUCAGAGAAAUUUAGAACUGGAGAGGUUUCAACACCAUCAGACCAUACCAACUAUGACAGGAAAGAAAAGGCAGCAGAUAUUAGAGAAAGAUAAAAGCUAACUACCAAACAGUUGUAAUUUCUGCAUUGUUUGGGACUCCUUUGAGCAGCUAAAUCUAUAUAUAUAUUAUUUUCUAUUUAGUAAAUCAUAGAAUAUCAGGGUUGGAAGGGACCUCAGGAGAUCAUCUAGUCCAACCCCCUCUCAAAGCAGGACUAAUCCCCAAUUUUUUGCCUCAGAUCCCUAAAUGAUUGAAUUUACAACCCUGGGUUUAGCAGGCCAAUGCUCAAACCACUGAGCUAUCUCCCCCCCUGUCAAUUCCCUCACUGCCCAGUGUUUCCAGCUGGACAGCAGUGGCUCCUGUUUACUUAAUGUCUGUGCAGCAGCAUUGCUAAUGUCAGCACAGCUCAUGGAAUGGUACUUGUCUAUUAACUGAUGUUGCUGCAGAGCCAAUAGGGGAAGCAUACCAAAAAGAGUCAGAGAGAAGGAAAAUCUACCAGAGACAAAAACUCUAACCUAAGACCAUUUCUCUGCCAGGUCAUAGUGGAACUUAUGGUAGGCUUUUGUAGUCUGGAGGAUUUUUUCUAACAAAAAUUUUAACAUGGGUAGAAAUUAGACCUAAGUAAAUUGAUGUACCUCUUCAGAGCCUAGAGACAAGCAGACACCUUCAGAAAGGGGCAGUGGGUGUGUUUACAGGGGUGGCAUGGAAAGGACAAGGUAUUAACAUCUCUUGGUGCUGCAUUGCCUUUCAAAACAAGUAAGACUACCACUGAAUUCCAGCCUCAGCCCCUUCCAGUAACUGGCAGAGGAGAAAUCAAACCAGUGCUCAGCCUUCAAAAGCACUGUGACCCCCAAUGGCACAGUGCUCCAAACAGCACUGUGAAGGUAACACUGGGGGAAUCACAGGAAUAUGGGAAUUGCCAUGCCAGUAAGACGGGGGUCCAUCUAGUCCAGUAGCCUGUCUCUGACAUAGUAUCUUCAGAGAGAGGUGGAAGAAACCCCUCUACAGUGACUGGCUUAUGCCCUAAAGAAAGAGGGCAUACAUCCCUAGUUUAUUUUCUCUCAUUAUCCCUAUAAAUAUUGGAUCCUUUUAAAAAUCCUACUAAGCAACUGGCCCCAAUGAGUUACACAGGUUAAUUGUGUGU